CACAUACACGUAACGCACGUCUCGCCUUCGCGACCAAACCCCCUCCUCUCAACCCCAUAUUGGAGCCUGUGUGUCGUCGCUGUAUCUCGCGACCGAAUCAAGAGGGUUUCAACGACAGUUUGGCAGUUCUCGCGCCACUCGGUCAACACAAUCAAUCGUCCCGGCUGACGACUCUGCGAGCCAUUUAAUCCGACCCCGGUCAAAUCCAACUCUAUAGUCAUUCCUUUUAUUUAACGUACCGUUACGAUGCCUCAGUACACCUCCCGUGAUGUCGGCGACCCGACUCAGAUUAAGAAGACGAAGCAGUCAAUGGCAGACCUCAAGCUUAGGCGCCUAACGGAGCUCAACAACAGACUACGCGAGGAUUUGGACCGGGAACGCAUCCCCGUCAGCACCGCCUCCAAGAGCAUUAUCGCGUACUGCAAUGGUACGAGAGACUAUAUGGUUCCUUCGGUAUGGGGAACCGUACCAAAGGGCGAGGAUCCCUAUGCACCCCAGCAAUCCGGCGGCUGCUGUGUCGUCAUGUAAUUCCGUUUCCCAAGACGUGGAGGAACGACUAUCGAUGAUGAUUUAGUUGGGAGGAACUCUUGGCGCGGGACCUUUUUUUUCC
Messenger RNA from Trichoderma virens Gv29-8, 610 nucleotides. RefSeq names its product guanine nucleotide-binding protein gamma subunit 1. Gene Ontology annotation, cellular component: heterotrimeric G-protein complex. The transcript has 3 exons. Bases 247 to 528 code for a protein of 93 amino acids. Lineage: Eukaryota; Fungi; Ascomycota; Sordariomycetes; Hypocreales; Hypocreaceae. Gene Ontology annotation, biological process: G protein-coupled receptor signaling pathway. Gene Ontology annotation, molecular function: G-protein beta-subunit binding. The record is from RefSeq and is a predicted model, not a curated record.